Molecule: messenger RNA, 3478 nt
Organism: Spodoptera frugiperda (fall armyworm)
Lineage: Eukaryota; Metazoa; Arthropoda; Insecta; Lepidoptera; Noctuidae
Gene: NGR-A24
Product: tachykinin-like peptides receptor 99D
Exons: 12
Coding region: 507-1775 (422 amino acids)
Biological process (GO): G protein-coupled receptor signaling pathway
Cellular component (GO): plasma membrane
Molecular function (GO): tachykinin receptor activity
Source: RefSeq, a predicted model, not a curated record
GCGCCGGGUCAGCAGUGUCACUCCGGCGUAGCACUCAUGUACACGAGUCGAGCGUCGCGGCCGGCUGUACGCACCACUAUCGCAGCCGACGAAAAAGUUAUAUUAAAAAAAAUAAGCUGUAAAUUUUAAUCUGUGGGCAAUAUGGCGUGAUUUUAUUGCGCGAAAAUUAUAAUAAUUGUGAAUGACGAUGUGAAAACAUUAUGUGGUAAAAGUUUUAAAUUAGUUUCAAAGUGAUUUUUUAAGAAUAUUUUGAGUUUAUUUUAAUUAACUAUUGAUGUAUUUAGAGCAGUGAAAUAUAAAAUAGAGUUUAGUAAUUAAUUUAUGAUUAUAAUUAUUCAAAUAUCUAUAUUAAAUUUAAGAAUUAUUACAAUGAAAUGGUGGAUGGGAUAACAAAGUGUUAGUGAAUUUGUUUCUUCGAAAAAAAAUCUUAUCGUCUGGUCGAAGCAUCAUCAAAUAAACAUCUGCAUUGUAUAAAGAAGCCUAAAAGGGCAGAGCCCCAUGCUACGAUGCUGGACGACCUGGUGCCCACGCUAGCCACCAACAAGACCACGAUACCAGGCCACGACCACGCCUUCUACGUCACCUUCUUCGAUGAACACAACAACAAAUAUGUCAACCAAAGCCAAAAUGGCACUGAGGCCUACCAGUCAUUCAUCCUGCCAUGGUGGCGACAAGUGCUAUGGACGGUACUGUUCGCCGGCAUGGUGGUGGUGGCCACCGUGGGGAACCUCGUCGUCAUCUGGAUAGUACUCGCCAACAAACGGAUGAGGAGCGUCACCAAUUACUUCUUAGUGAACCUGUCGGUGGCAGACGCUAUGGUAUCAACGCUCAACGUGACCUUCAACUUCACAUAUAUGCUGAACUCUGAUUGGCCAUUCGGACACUUCUAUUGCAAGUUCUGCCAGUUCAUCGCUGUGCUCAGUAUAUCGGCGUCAGUGUUCACUUUGCUGGCUAUCAGCAUGGACCGAUACGUGGCAAUUAUGAGUCCACUACAACCGAGGCUUGGCAAGCGAGCAACUUUAGGCAUCACCGCUGCAAUCUGGGUGUGGAGCUCAAUCCUCAGCGCCCCAAACCUGAUCUAUUUCACUACAGAAAUGGACUUCCUACCUGAUGGAUCAAUAAGGCGGGUGUGUUUCUCCGAAUGGCCCGACGGUAUGACUACGCAGUCGCAGCUUGAAUACUGGUACAACGUAGCGUUCAUGGUGCUCACGUACUUCUUGCCCAUCAUGUCGAUGACGUACACCUACUCCAGGGUGGGCAUCGAGCUGUGGGGCUCCCAGUCCAUCGGGGAAUGUACGCAGAGACAACUGGACAAUGUGAAAAGUAAACGGAGGGUGGUGAAAAUGAUGAUAGUCGUGGUGGUUAUAUUCGCCGUCUGCUGGCUGCCGUUCCACGUGUACUUUCUGGUGACGUCAUACUACCCAGACGUGGUCAACUACCCUCACAUCCAAGAGAUAUACCUGGGCAUCUACUGGCUCGCCAUGAGUAACUCCAUGUACAAUCCCAUCAUUUACUGCUGGAUGAAUUCCAAGUUUAGAAGAGGAUUCAAGCAAUUCUUCUGGUGUUGCGGUGCAUUCGGUGGAGUCGGGCUGGACAGACGCAGGGGCUUCGGGACCGAACGGCUCGACAGAUCGGUGCGAUCCUUAUCUCCUAGCAGGAAGAAUGGUACCAGUUUAUUCAAGACGACAAAAUUCAUCAAAAACCCACCUCCUGGCUCUCCCCACUUGCUCCAUGCAAAUAAAAUACACAAGCACUAUCCGAAUUUCGAUGCAUAGCACUUACAACCAGACGCUGGUGAGCACAGCCUGACAGCGGCGCGGCGCGGGCGGCUCGCACGACGCGUGUGACGCGCACGGCCCGCACACGCCGCACGCCACGGAGCGCACGUGGAUAUGACGAGAGAGCCGCGGCCCGCGCGUGCCUCGCACCCCGCACGACCUCUACGCAUAAACACACGCACGAGGAACCUGAUGCCGCAGCGUUAUAAACGUUUGCUGCUGUAAUAUGUGUUAGACAUUAUAAGUGGUAAACUAGUCAAGUAUUGCUUAGAAACGUGGAGGUUAAGAAGACUUUUUUUACAAAUAAAUAUAAUUAUGUAUAAAACUUCGACAGAAUACCGGUAACUAUAAACAUUAUUUUACGCAACGCGUCCAAUGUGUUCGAUACAUCCUUUAUUCUGAUUGUUUUAACUAAAAUAAUAAUAUUUACAAGAUGUAUUUGUUAAUGUUUCUUGUUCCCCCACUAAGCGAAUUACAAAAAGGAAAGUCUCAAAACUAAACCAAUUUAUAUAAAAGUUUCCAUGGACUAAAACUGUCGUAAAUAUUGUAAAUGUAAUUACACCACUGACUUGAUUUAACCGUAUUUUGUUAUUCGAUUAAUUAUGUCUAAGUCACAAUUAUUUAAUGUUAGUUUAAGUAUUUUAUGAAAACAGUGUUUAAUAAUCGCUCUAGGUUAAUGGUAGGUGUUGGAUGAAAAGGAUGAAAGUACCGUUCACAAUUAAUAUUGAUGAUUCGGAUUACCAACUUUGAGCUUGAUUUAAUGAAGAUGAACAAUGAAAUAAAUUUUCUAUGAAAGGGUUUUGUAAAAACGAUUGAAGGUAAGUUUUCUAUGAAAUGUAUAUUGUAAAUAAAAUAUGAUAUUAUAAGUAGAAGUAGAGUACGAUAAUAAUUAUUAUUUAAUAGAAUGUACAUAUUUUAUAAGUAUCUAAGUAGGUAAGUAAUGAAAUGGUACUUAUUACCGAAUAUGUAAUUGUAACAUACUUCAAAGUAGAAUUAAAUUACACUCUCAUACAUGAUGACAUAGCAACGAACCUCCUCACGCUCCAGCCAUCGCGAGGACCCCUCAAAGAGCCAUCAGACCACUACAGAUGGGGUCCAGUAGGGCUAAUGCCUGAUCUGGAACUGCAGACUACCUAGCAGGUUUACCGGGGCUCCGGCUCGAAAAGCAGGAGUAAGAACGGGGUGGUUUUUAGUCAGUAAGAGUCUGACACUCCCUCUCGCCACGCCCAAGGUGGGAGCAGCCAUUGGAUGACAUUCCCCCUUAAAAAAUACAUGAUGACAUUUUAGCUAAACGACCAAGCAUUUUAUUUAAAAUCUGCUUAAUUAUGAUUAUUUUAAGUUCUCUAAAACAUCAUAAUACUGCAAGAGGACAAUAGUUUGUCACUAUAAUUUUACCGCAGAAUACUUUUAAAGCUAAAAGGUAAACUUAGUACUGCUUUACUUACUUAAAAUUCCUACUUUAAUGCAAAGAACUGCACAAUUUACCUCGUAAAAGUAAACUAAUGUCAAAAGACUCCGUUUCUUCCGACUUUAGUUUUAAAAGCAUCCAAGAAACUUGUGCGACAUGUAAAAAUGCACAACUAUAUAGGACUUCAUUGAAUUGAAUAUUUGAACAUGUUGCUUGUCGAUUUAGAGACAGUUUUGAAUAUCUGAAAUAAAUGUAUGAGCUUAAGAAUAUAACCUAAACCUGUGUAAUUGUU